Cherax quadricarinatus is the source of this 8073-nucleotide messenger RNA. RefSeq names its product integral membrane protein GPR155 homolog anchor (gene anchor). The record is from RefSeq and is a predicted model, not a curated record. Lineage: Eukaryota; Metazoa; Arthropoda; Malacostraca; Decapoda; Parastacidae. Gene Ontology annotation, biological process: negative regulation of BMP signaling pathway; transmembrane transport; intracellular signal transduction. Gene Ontology annotation, cellular component: membrane.
GUGCUACCUGUAUCUCUGUGUGCUCCUAGGCACUACGGCAGUGCCAGCCAGUCUGCACCUAGCUCCCUGUGUCCUCCUAGAAAUUACCUAAAAUUUGUAUUAAAAUUUCAAGUGAAAGAAACAAUAAGGAAAAAUGAAAUAAAAUAAAAAAUAACGAAAAAAUCAGAUGUGAACGAAAAUAAAAGACAAAAAUAACGAAAGUUGAUAAAUUAUUUGAGAGUGAGCUAAAAAUUGUGAGAAAAUUACGAAACUUAUCGUUCAAGAAGCUGGGAUCAAAGUCUACCCUGAAGCGAUAUUAUCAAAGUCUACCCUGAAGUUAUAUUAUCAAAGUCUACCCUGAAGCGAUAUUAUCAAAGUCUACCCUGAAGCGAUAUUAUCAAAGUCUACCCUGAAGCGAUAUUAUCAAAAUCUACCCUGAAGCGAUAUUAUCAAAGUCUACCCUGAAGUUAUAUUAUCAAAGUCUACCCUGAAGUUAUAUUAUCAAAGUCUACCCUGAAGUUAUAUUAUCAAAGUCUACCCUGAAGUUAUAUUAUCAAAGUCUACCCUGAAGCUAUAUUAUCAAGUCUACCCUGAAGUUAUAUUAUCAAAGUCUACCCUGAAGUUAUAUUAUCAAAGUCUACCCUGAAGUUAUAUUAUCAAAGUCUACCCUGAAGUUAUAUUAUCAAAGUCUACCCUGAAGCUAUAUUAUCAAAGUCUACCCUGAAGCUAUAUUAUCAAAGUCUACCCUGAAGUUAUAUUAUCAAGUCUACCCUGAAGUUAUAUUAUCAAAGUCUACCCUGAAGCUAUAUUAUCAAAGUCUACCCUGAAGUUAUAUUAUCAAAGUCUACCCUGAAGCUAUAUUAACAUGGCUUUGAAAAUAUUUAAUGGGUAACUUUACAAUUUUUCUCAAAAAAAAAAAAUCCAAAAUUAUUAUACAUACUAGUAUAAAUUAUGGAAAAUAAAUCUCUCUCAUAUAAUGGGAAAUCCCCAGUAAUUCCCCAAAAUCCCGGGAAAUCCCCAAUAAUCCACAAAAUUCUGGGAAAUCCCCAAUAAUCCAAAAAAUUAUCAAUUUUAGACCCACAGAUUACGUAGACUGAGUCCAAUCAUCAAGUUUAGACCCUCAGAUUACGUAGACUGAUUCCAAAGAGUUUAGAAUUGACUGUAGACAUCAUUGUAUAGCUUAGACAAGGUAGACAGAGGCAAACAAAGUAGACAAGGUGCAUAAGGUAGACAAUACACACAAGGUAGACAAGACACAAGGUAGACAGAGUAGACACAGCUUCAGGAUGGUGAAGGCCAAGGUCAUAGCGCUGGUGACAGUGCUGGUAGGACUGGUAGGACUGUGUGUACUCAAAUAUACUACCACAACUACCAGCAUGAACAACAACCAGUAUCACCCCAUCAGCUAUGCUUUGUGUAGAGAGGUGUUCCAUUACGGUGUUUUUGACCUGCCACUACCCUGCAGGGUCAGAAUGUCAGCCAUUACUGACCUGCAGACUGACCUGCACCUUACCAACACCCAGGCAUAUGGCCAGCUGGAAUUUCUGAAGAUGAAUGGUAGUGGAGAUGGGGGGCAUCGACUCCCCGGAGACUCGCUGUCCGAUUACGGUGACGGACAGGUAGCCGAAGUGGCUUUCUCCAAUCUCUAUCCGGCCGUCAUCGAGUGCUUCCUCAUUAUCCUGUGUGGGUAUGUGGCUGGGCGCUGCAAUUUAAUAUCACAGACGGAGUCUAAAGGCCUAAAUACUUUCGUAGGCACGUUCUCGCUUCCCUCACUAAUAUUCGUGUCUAUGGCACAUUUGGAUUUCAGCUCGGUUAAUUGGAUGUUCCUCUUAGCCAUCUGCAUUUCAAAAGCCUGUGUGUUCUUCCUGGUGAUCCUGGUGACCCUAAUGGUGUACCGGCCAGUCGAUUUCGGCAAGGCCGGCCUGUUCGCAAUCUUCUGUACCCAGAGUAAUGACUUCGCUCUGGGGUACCCCAUAAUUGCAGCACUGUACGGCAAGACUCACCCGGAGUUUGCACUGUAUUUGUACCUGGUUGCGCCCAUCUCCCUCGUUCUCCUCAACCCUAUUGGCUUCAUCCUCAUGGAGGUUGGGAAACGACGUAAACAUAGCCAAAAUGAUGGCGAUGAAGGCGCCUCAUCCUCAAGCGAGGGCAGAUGUCGUCUGUGUCUUCAGAUUCUUCGAGAUGUGCUGCUCAACCCCAUAGUACUCAUGACCACCCUGGGUAUCAUGGGUAACUUUAUUUUCAAUCACAAACUCCCAAACAUUUUGGAGGGCGUCUUAAAGGUGUUCGGACAGGCUUUUUCCGCAGCGGCCCUAUUUCUCCUAGGUCUACGGAUGGUCGGCAAGGUCCAAACCCUCCGGGGCUCUGGUCUGGUCAUUCCUAGCAUCCUCAUAGCUACCAAAACGCUGUUCCUUCCAUUGACGACACGGUUGAUCGUCGGACUUCUUCACCCCGGGAAUGACGCCAAUGAGACAGCAGACUUCAGUAAUUAUGGCUUCCUGUACGGCACCUUCCCUACGGCUCCUGGUGUCUUCGUCUUCGCAUCGCAAUAUAAUAUUGCUGUUGAUCUGGUAGCAAGUGCCAUGGUGGCGUGUACCUUCCUGUCAGCGCCACUGAUGUUUGUCUCAGCCAAGAUGGUGACUCUGGUCAAGAUCAACCCCAUGGACUAUGUCCAGGAGCUGGAGUCUGUCCUCUUUAAUGUCAGCAUCCUGGGUCUUAUUUGCACGUCGUGGGUGCUGGCGGUGUUUUGUCUUAGUCGCAAGUGGAAUAAAGUGCCUCACUUUAUUACUAUGUGUCUGGCACUGUCUCAAGGUGUUGCUUGUCUAGGAGCACUCUUGUGGUCGGUACUAGACUGUACUCACACCUGGAAGUUGUACCUACAGUUUGUACUCUUCUCCUGGGGUGUGUUUUCCUCGCGACUCUGGACGGCCAUACUGGCCAUCACACUGUUCCUGCUGCGAUGGCGCUCACUCUGUUUUGUGCUGCGAAUUCGACCAUUCCUGGCUAUCGUAGGUUGGGGGUUACCAGCAGUAUUGGUGACGGUGUUGAUCCUGAUGGUGCAACAAGAGACGGAUGUAGCGGACAAACACGACCCAAAUUUCCAAUACGGCGCAGCGCAGGCCAUAGUCGCUCUCCUCUUGCUCUGGUUUAGCCUAAUCACGACGGUGGUGUGCCUGAUCUUCCAUCAGCGCCAUGAACGCCGCUACUCACAGUACGAAUCGUUGCUGAACCUGGAUGACAGCGAUGACGCCAGAGGUCGUUCACCAGGAGUAUCGCCACGUACGUCAACCGUUGAUGCUCCUGUGUUGGGUUGCAAUGGGACAGUACUCAGCACUGGCAGUGAUGCAGAGGAGAGGACCAGGGACCCAGAAACAGGAAUAGAUGGUAACCUGUCUUCUGAUAGUGACAGCCUGUUCAGCCCCCAUGAUGACCUGGGUCGUCGUUACCGACCGGACGACCGCAGCGACGACUACAGUGAUGACCAGCGAUGUCUGAUGACAUCACAGCUCACCGAACCUCAGGAGACGACCAUUGUUCGUGACCGCGAUGACGAAUUUCAAAUGAUGCGACAUGUCGUCUUGUUGUUGUUGUUGUGCGGCUCCAUGAUUGUGGGGUUUGCAUUGUGUAUGUGGACACUGGUGACCUCAGAGGUCAAUGGAGUUUACGUGGAGCUGGUUUUCCUCGACAUCGUGCUCAAUUUUGGCCAGGGGUUCUUCACCGCUGCAAUCUUCGGACUAGACACCAAACUGAUAGUGAUGCCUCUGUUAAAAUGGUGGCGACAGGUAUGUCACGGCGCAGCUGUCAUUAAGGUACCAGCUUGGGAUCAGCUGGACCCCAAGACACGACAAACGUGCGAACAGUUCACUAACUAUCACAUGGAUAAAUGUAUCAAUGACAUUGUCAGGGAUAGAAGGUGGAGACUGAAGAACCUGGCUGCAGUGUUUGGUGGAAAGGAACUGGUCGACUGGCUCCUGAUGGUCGGCCUGGCACACGACCGCACUGACGCUGUCAAGUACGGCCGUCAGCUGCUGCAGGGUGGCAUUAUCCGCCACAUUGACAACCUCCAUCACUUCCAUGAUCAACCGCUCUUUUAUACUUUCAGGUUUAACGAAGGGGCAAUGCAUUAAUGACAAUGAUAUUAAUGCUGCACACUAUGCCUUCAGGUUUAACGAGGGAACGACACAUUAAUGACAAGUCGCAAUGUUACUCCUUCAAGUUUAACAAAGAAAUGACAUAUUAACAUCAACAGUCAUAAAGCUAGGUGCUGCUGCUGCUUCAGGUUUAACGAAGGAACGACACAUUAAUGACAGUAGUUGUAACACUACUCUCCCCUAUAACUAUUUAUCAACAAACUCCACAUCAACAUGGCUGUAACAAUUCAAAAUUAGCCACAACCUAGAAAAACUCUUAGAUGACAAUUCGGUCCGUAGUGAACCAUUAUUAGGCCCGUUGUGGUCCUGUAAUGAUCACACCUAGUGGACCAUUUGCCAUUUCCUCUCCAAAUUAUGGAUCUGCGAUAUUUAAACCUCAUAACUUGUUGUAUAUUUUUUCAAUACAUCGGUUGCCCCCAACCAAGGCAUUGUGACCCAAAAAACGAAGAUCAAAAUUUUCUACAUUUUAUAUUUACAGUGGUACCCUGAGUUUCGGCCACCUCCCAACUCGAACAAUUAUGUAAGUGUAUUAUUGUAAAGGCUAUUGUAAGUGUUUUUUUGAGGGUCUGAAAUGGACUAGUCUAAUUUACAUUAUAUCUUAUGGGAACAAAUUCGUUUGGUAACAGCACUCGAACAGCCAUCUGGGACGAAUUAUGGCCGAAUCUCGGGGUACCACCGUAGUAAUUUAUACAGGAAAAGGGGUUACUAUCCCCUUGCUCACAGUGAAUAUAUUUUUACAAAUUAUUAUAUAUAAGAAGCAUGAGGCUAUGUGGUGUCACACCACACAUGAUUUUGUGGUUGUGAAUAGAUAUGCUUUUUUUAGUUACAGUAGAACACGCUCGUACCCGCAGGGGAUGCGUUCCAAGGACCUGCCGUGGAUACUGAAACCCUGGAUAGUAGCAAACACUAUAUAUAAGUCCUAUACAUACCUAUUAUCAAGUUUAAUUGAUAAAUUAUGCACAAUAAGUGGAAAAUUAUAAGUUUUUCGCUGAUGGGAAGCACUUCACAGCUUCUCUUAGACUUUGAACAACUGUCAGCUUCUCUAUUUUUGCACUUUGGGGCCAUUAUUAAGCAAAAUUAAGGUUUAUUUGUGGGCCAUAGUAAACCGUGGAUAACUGACACCGCGGAUACGAGAUCAGUGGAUACGGGUUCUACUGUACUGGUGUCUACUAGGGCAUUUUAUAUAUAUAUUAAGUCUGUUUAGCUUAUGUAAGUCUGUUAUGUACAUUAUUUUCGUGGAAUUUUUCUGUACAGUGGUUUACGAACAAUGAUACGAUGACUACAAUGGUUCGAUUUAUAUUUGACUACAAUCGUUCGACUUAGGAUAUUUUGACUUUACAAUGGUUCAACUUAUGAUAUUUCGAUUUUACAAUGGUUAAACUUACAAUAUUUCAACUUUAUGAUGAUAUGACUUACUACAGUUCAGCUUUACAAUGGUGCUAUAGCCAUGCACAUUCAGUACUGUACACUUAUUGAUAGGAUAAACUUCUUUCAACCAACCGGCCAUAUCCCACUCAGACAGGGUGGCCCAAAAAAGAAAAAUGAAAGUUUUUCUUUAUAAAUUUAGUAAUUUAUACAGGAGAAGGGGUUACUAGCCCCUUGCUCCCAGCAUUUUGGUUGUCUCUUAUGACAUGCAUGACUUACAGAGGAAGAAUUCUGUUCCACUUCCCCAUGGAGAUAAGAGGUAAUAAACAAGAAGAAGACCUAGAAAGAAAAUAGAAGAAUACCCAGAGGGGUGUGUAUAUAUAUGCUUGUACAUGUGUAGUGUGACCUGAGUGCAAGUAGAAGUAGCAAGACAUAUCUGAAAUCUUGCAUGUUUAUGAGACAGGCAAAAGACAUCAGCAAUCCUACCAUCAUGUAAAAUAAUUACAGGUUUUCGUUGUACACUCACUUGGCAGGACGGUAGUACCUCCCUGGGCGGUUGCUGUUUACCAACCUACUACCUAGAGGAUAAACUUGUAUUCAUUUAUUAAUUUACAAUGGCAUUAUUGCAAUUACUUUUGUGCUGUAAUAACAAAGGUUUUAUUUGUUAUAAAACUGUUGUUGUAAGAACGGUGGCCCAAAGCCACCUGGUGGUGCACAACAGAAGCUGCUUGGGUUAGGGUUUCUUUGGCAUUCUGAGCUAUCAGGAGAGGGUCAGUUGACCUUGCCCAAUCAGGAAAGGGUUGAAUGGAGGAUUGGUUGAACUCAUCUGGGUGAUCUCGUUAAUUUAUGGUUUAGCUCAAUCAAAAGCUUUUUUUCUUCAACGCACUGGUCAUCUCUCACCUAGGUGGUGUGACCCUUAAAAAAAAGAUACACUUCUUUUUGAAUUUAGUAAUUUAUACAGUAGAAGGUGUUACUGGCAUCUUGCUGCCGGCAUUUGAGUUGCCUCUUACGACAUGCAUGACUCAGGCAAGAAGGAUUCAGGAAAACUAUACUGUAUAGGAGGGCUCUGUUUAUUACAGAAGGACCCUGUGUAUUACAGGAUGGCCCUGUGUAUUACAGGAAGGUCCUAUGUGUUACAGGAGGGUCCUGUGUGUUACAGAAGGGCCCUGUGUAUUACAGGAAGGUCCUGUGUGUUACAGGAGGGUCCUGUGUGUUACAGAAGGGCCCUGUGUAUUACAGGAAGGUCCUGUGUGUUACAGGAAGGUCCUGUGUAUUACAGGAAGGUCCUGUGUGUUACAGGAGGGUCCUGUGUCUUACAGGAGGUGCCAUUGGUACAGCUCUAAGUUUCCGAACCCCAUACCAUAAACGAAAAUUGCAGACGAGUGGAAAAGAGCAUUUUUUCAUUAUGAAAUGCAUCUAAAAUGCCAGAUAACAUGUUCACACUAUCAUAUAUUAAGUGCUCAAUACAGCUGGGCCCAAGACAAUAAAAUAAAUACACAGUACAUACAAUACAUUAAAAUAUGGUGCUGGUUGCCAUUCCUUUCCACAACUGUUGUGACAGCAUCAAACAUAAUUAAUAAUGACUAAGUUGGAAGCCAAUGAAAAGAGGUGAGGAAUACACAGGGCCCUCCUGUAAGACACAUGGCCCUCCUGUAAGACACAGGGCCCUCUUGUAAGACACAUGGCCCUCCUAUAAGACACAGGGCCCUCCUGUAAGACACGGGGCCCUCCUGUAAGACACUGGGCCCUCCUGUAAGACAGGGCCCUCCUGUAAUACACAGGGCCCUCCUGUAAUACAAAGGACCCUCCUGUAAUACACAGGGCCCUCCUGUAAUACACAAGUCUUUCCUGUAAUACACAGGGCCCUCCUGUAAUGCACAGGGCCCUCCUGUAAUACACAGGGCCCUCCUGUAAUACAAAGGACCCUCCUGUAAUACACAGGGCCCUCCUGUAAUACACAAGUCUUUCCUGUAAUACACAGGGCCCUCCUGUAAUGCACAGGGCCCUCCUGUAAUACACAGGGCUCUCCUGUACAUUCAGCGAUGUGCCAUUGUUUUUUUUUUUAUUAUUAUUAUCACACUGGCCGAUUCCCACCAAGGCAGGGUGGCCCGAAAAAGAAAAACUUUCACCAUCAUUCACUCCAUCACUGUCUUGCCAGAAGGGUGCUUUACACUACAGUUUUUAAACUGCAACAUUAACAUCCCUCCUCCGUUGUUGUAUAUCAACAUUUUUGGAGUACAGCCUCUCCUCACUUAGCAACGUACUCAUUUACUGAUGCCCCGGACUUACGACAGGCUCUCUGACCAGUAUUUAUACUUAAAUAAUGGUACAUUAGAGCUGAUUUUCUCAAUUCUGUUUAUUACAAUAUACAGUACACUGCUGUAUAAACAUUUGAAAAAUACCAGAAAUGUUAUAAAUGGUGUAAAGGUGACAAUAAAAUACAGUGGACCCCCAGUUAACGAACUUUUUUCACUCCAUAAGUAUGUUCAGGUGCCAGUACUGACCGAAUUUUUUCCCAUAAGGAAUAUUGUGAAGUAGAUUAGUCCAUUUCAGACCCCCAAACAUACACGUACAAACG